AUGGCCGACCACCCCCCAGACUAUGCCCCUACCCUCCCACAGAUCCUGGUGGUACCCCUCCCCGACGCCGCUUCAUUCUUCUGCGGGCCAUCUGUCCAGGGCGAGGUCUUUGUCAAGGGCCUCGGUGCUGGCGAGGAGCACGGUGUACAGGCCUUGAGAGCCAAGCUGCAGCUCCAGUCAGUGCUGCCCGAAGCACCCCCCAUCGACCUCUAUCCCUUUCCCGAGCAGACGCUCUACCCGGCCCCACCAUCAUUGGACGAGGAAAGUACAUCGACAGCGAGAUUCCCGGCCUGCCACCAAUUUGUUAUUCCUCUCCCAGCCACCAUCCCCCCGCCCGACUGGGUAGACAGCUCGACGGCAGACCCAGAUGGCGAGAUACUCCCUGGAACGCUGAAUCUGUCAGCCCUCUCCAAAGGCGAAGUGCGGUACACGCUCUCGGUUAUCCUUUCCCUGUCGACGGGGCAGCAAGUCGAGGCUACAAUACCUGUCGAGGGAACGCCCCAGACCCUGUUUGCGACCUAUCCACUCUCCAAGAAGGAGGUAGAGCAUGUGCAGACCAAGAAGGGCAUCACGACCCGCCUUCUCUUGUCGUCGGAUACCCCUCACCUCGGUGAUCUGGUGCACCUUGGAGUCGAGAUCAAACCGUCUACCUUGUCUACUAGUGAGCAAGCAGGAUAUCAGAAGGGCUCGACAAGUGCAGAGCAGGAGGCCAAGGGCAUUCUGAGGCGUAUGCGCAGAAUACGGGUCGAGUUCUACCGCUUGGUCACCAUCCAUUCCUCGCAAUCCUCGUCUUCCACCCCUCCUGCUCCCGAACAGCACUACACUCUCCUCCACUCCUCCGGCAAAUCCCUGCGCUACCCCGGUCCUCCCCCUCUCCCGGCACCGCGCCUGCUGUUCACUAUCCCAACAGCUCAAACCGGCCAUCUGGCAGAACGGACGUGGGGCGAGAUCAACCAGCGCGCAGGAUGGCACGAGGUCCAAUUCGGUGUGCGCGUCAGAGUCGGGCUGGGCGAUGGGGGCAGUGCAGGUCCAUCAGGCCCGGCCAGUUCCGAGAGCGAGGACGAUGGGUGGACGAUCGAGCACCCCAUCGUCAUCUUGCCCAAGAUCUACCGGCCGCCUUCUGCCUCUUCUUCCACUUUCCCUGAUACCAUCUCUGAGCCUCCUUCGCCCAUUCUCGAUCCCGAAGUGGAACAGCAGCGAGCUAGAGAAGCGUACAGGCUUAAAGGGCGGGAUAUCGUCGGUGCCCAAGGGACCACCAGGGCAGAAGACGUACCCGGGGAUGAUCUCCCACCUCCAUUCGAGCCUGGACGUCGUCCAUCACAGGCUGGCCCAUCGGCCUCAUACCCACCUCCGCCAGUCGAGCAAGAGCCAGAAGCGGCAGGUUCCGGUCCGAGCGGGCUUCCGACGUUCUUGGAGUCUCAAGCGCAAGAGGAGAGGAGGCGAGGCAGUGUGAGCGUGGUACUCCCGCAUAGAGAUACGGGCAAGGAGAGGGAGUCGAACGAUGUUACUCCCGCUGCUGUGGAGCCUGUGAGGGAAGAGUUGAGAGUGGGUAGAGAUGGGCUCUCAGGUGAACUCGCUACCUGGGUCGAGUACGACGGCUAUGAAACGUUCUCCCAGCCUCCUCCUUCCCUCGCCGCCUCGUUACACGCCCGCGGCUCCAUGGACCCACCCCAACCAGGCGAGCUCGUCCAGGUGGUGAAUGGCGUGGUGGAAGACGUAGUCGCUCGUCUGGGGCUGGACGGGGCUGGACAGGCGGGAGGCGCUGUAGAGUUGAUGGAACAUCUCGGACUCGGUGACGGUACACGAGUCGUCGAUCUCCAGGACGACCUCCCACCAGGUAUCGACGAACCCUCCCUCCCCGCCCUCCCAUCCUUCAACUCUCCCCACUCCCAACCCCCUCCCCGCACAUUCCAACAAUUCUCCACCCAAACCCUCCCCACCAACGCCCAUCCCCUACACUCCCCGCCUUUGCCUGCAACCCCACCUCCACCACAUGAAUCGCAACAUGCGCCGCCGAGCUUUGAUGCGAGCCAGGCGGCGAAUGCUGUAGGGGGCGUGGCGGCUAGUGGGCCGGUGGCUGGGGCUGAGGAAGGUGGUGAUGUGGUAUCGGCGCCUGGGGCGGGUCCUGAAGGACAGGGGGCACCGCCGGGGUAUGAUAGGGGUGGACUGCCGCCGUAUAGCCAGGGCUAG
Molecule: messenger RNA, 2190 nt
Organism: Cryptococcus wingfieldii CBS 7118
Lineage: Eukaryota; Fungi; Basidiomycota; Tremellomycetes; Tremellales; Cryptococcaceae
Exons: 4
Coding region: 1-2190 (729 amino acids)
Source: RefSeq, a predicted model, not a curated record